CUCCCUCCACCUCGAGCCAACCAUCUCUUUCUCGCAUUCCACUUCCACCCACCAACGAACCAUCAUCUCUCUCUCUAUCUAUCCUGGUCCAUCCAAAUCCGCUGGUGUUUGUUGGCACUGGUCAGUACACACUACUGUCAACAAUACUAGACAUUGUUGUUUUCUUCCGCCUAUCCAAUCGUUCCUUCUGCGGCGACCAGAGCAGCAACUUCAUUCGUCUUGCUCAUUCCCACCUCCGCCUUACGUCGCGCAUGUAUGUUUAGAUUCAUUCUUUUCACUAGAUCUCGAUACUAGGCGACGCAUCUAGUCAACAAGCAUUUUUGCCGGCUGACCAGACUUGCAGCGUACCAAGCAUCAGCACCAGCCCGAGCAACGGUAUCUGCAUCUGCGUCCUGCAGCUGUCCGUCCCCGUUCCGAUCCUCGUCGCUGCGCAUUCGCUCCAUCGCGUCGCAAGCUGUGCUGUACACGCCUUUCCAAUCCACUCAAGCCGAGUCUUCGUCUUCCCACUUUCCGGCACCAGAUUCGUCAUUCGCGCCUCGUGGUAGACCGCCUCAACACAGGCUCGUGGCCGAUUCGACUGCCUCCUCCGAAGGCCCCUCCCAAGGCCGUCCUCGCGCACGCUGCAACCACUUCCGCCUCCCCCACCGUCCUCUAGCCAGCCUGGGAAGCUUGCCGACUGGAAAUCAUUUUGGGCACACACGGCGCAAGAGAAGGCGAUCGUCUGACCAACUGGUCCGAGAGUGACGCAGGCCAGCAUUAGGCAUUCUGCGUCGGUGCCGCCUCAGGGUGUGACGUGGUCAAGGUUAGCCAAACAAUUUCUCGCCUUGCUAUCCGGCCGCUGCGGCUAUCCUGAAACUACAUCAUGUCGACCUCCCCACCCAAAGAGCCCGAUGUCGAACAGAGUGCACAGUCCGGCGAAGAGCAGGAUCAUAUGGAUCGCGAACAAGAAGGACAAGCAGGCACCGGUCUAGGUGAAUUCGAGGUCAAGGAGCAAGACCGAUGGCUUCCCAUCGCAAAUGUUGCCCGAAUCAUGAAACAGGCUCUGCCCGACAACGCCAAAAUCGCAAAAGAGGCCAAAGAGUGUAUGCAGGAAUGUGUGAGCGAAUUUAUCAGCUUCAUCACGAGCGAAGCAUCCGAGAAGUGUCAACAGGAAAAGCGCAAAACGGUCAAUGGGGAGGAUAUUCUAUUCGCCAUGACCUCGCUUGGGUUCGAGAACUAUGCCGAGGCGCUCAAGAUCUAUCUUUCCAAGUACCGCGAAACCCAAUCCACAAGGGGCGAGAACCAGAACAGACCAACCAGCAGCGGUUAUGGGGGCCCAGUCGGGGGCGGCGGUCAGAGCAAUGCAGCCGGUGGGCCCGCAGCAGGCUACGCCGGGCAACCCGAGCAUGCCACCGACUUAUUGAACCAGAGCCAUGGCUUGAAUGCGAGCGAACACGAUGCUACCAGCGCGUACGGCUAUCCCGGCGCCGUGCCCACCGGCCACAAUGGCAUCUCCAACGACAACUUCUAGGACACGAGAUGGGGCCCGAAAGAGUGAGGGCAGCUAUGGCACAGCAAAUGACAAGAGUAUAUUUUUUGCCCGUUCCUCGAGCACGGCCUGUGGAGAUGUGAAGCUAAGUGGCAGGGUGGUGAACGAGAAGACGGCUAUUGUGACAAGACUGACGGUCCAUUCGUUUCUGCGUCUAAUACUUGUACAUGGAUGAGGGGUGGGCUGGCAAUUCUGGUAUCUCAAGGGAUGGCAGGGGAAGGAAUAAAAGGGGGCUGUCUGAACAUGGAAAGAUUAUGUUGCCCACUGGCAAUUCAGGAUGAAAGACCUAUGGCAAAGUGGAUGAGGAGAGUAGGAGGUAAAGAGCUUGAGACAGAAGGCAAUGAAGUAUUGAGGUUAUGCAUCAUAGAGC
Exophiala xenobiotica is the source of this 1898-nucleotide messenger RNA. RefSeq lists its product as uncharacterized. Gene Ontology annotation, molecular function: DNA-binding transcription activator activity, RNA polymerase II-specific; protein heterodimerization activity; RNA polymerase II cis-regulatory region sequence-specific DNA binding. Gene Ontology annotation, biological process: regulation of transcription by RNA polymerase II. The transcript has 5 exons. The record is from RefSeq and is a predicted model, not a curated record. Gene Ontology annotation, cellular component: nucleus; CCAAT-binding factor complex. Bases 863 to 1510 code for a protein of 215 amino acids. Lineage: Eukaryota; Fungi; Ascomycota; Eurotiomycetes; Chaetothyriales; Herpotrichiellaceae.